Messenger RNA from Bursaphelenchus xylophilus (pine wood nematode), 1606 nucleotides. NCBI's taxonomy places the organism in Eukaryota, Metazoa, Nematoda, Chromadorea, Rhabditida, Aphelenchoididae. The record is from the annotation of a GenBank genome assembly.
AUGUUCCUGGACGAGCACACUUUAUUUGCACGUUUCUUUGAUUCAUUCCAGGUAAAAUAAUGCAAGUGCCAUAUUUAUCCAAUUUUCUGUCUAAUCUGAAGUCAGCCAAGUUGGAUGACUUCGUCGACCGUUCACAUUAUCUGUACACUCCGUCUUUACUCAUCUUCUUUGCCCUUUUGAUUGGUUCGAAGCAGACUUUCGGAGACCCAAUCACCUGUAUGGUCCCGGCGAACUUUCCAGGUAAUUUAACUGCGUUUUGAUAAUUUAUUAUUGAUUUGUUGUUUUAGGUUCGUGGGCACAAUACGUUCAUCAAUAUUGUUUUGUGACGGGUACAUACCACACUCGGAAUGGAACGCAUCUUGAUUCUGAAUUACCUCAGAUGACCAUCGACUACUACCAGUGGGUCCCGUAUUUCCUUGCUGUUGUCGCUGUUAUGUUCUACGCCCCUCAUCUGUUUUGGAUGACCCUUCAGAACAAGUCAGGUAUUGUUGCUAUUUUUCUUUAAUUUUGCUUUUUUUCAGAGGUCGAUUACGAGUCUAUCGUUGAAAGAUGUUGCAAGGUUCGAUCCAAAAGCCAGAAAGAGCGAAAAGAAGAAGUUCAUGAGAUUGCCGUCUAUCUAAAGGAGUCUUCAUUGAUCAGACAUCGCGCUGGGUUCAUGAGUUCUCUUGGAUGGAUGGGAACAGCCUGCUAUUUGACCAGCAAAGUGUUGAACAUGGUCAAUGUGAUCUUUCAGCUGCAUAUUUUGAACUCUUUUAUUGGUUCGGGGUCCAGUUAUUGGGGUUUUAAGGUAAGCGUGAAUAUUGCUCUCAUUAGUUUCAGAUCAUUGAUGAUGGUUUGAAGGGCAUCUAUUGGGAUGCGACUGGGUUCUUUCCUCGUGUCUCCUACUGCAACAUUGCCAGACUGAAGCUUUCAUACGACGACAGCCAUAUUGUUCAGUGUGCUCUGAUGAUCAACAUGCUGAAUGAGAAGGCCUUUGUGAUGAUUUACUUCUGGCUGGUGUUGUUGAUGAUUCCCACCAUGUUGAACCUUGCCUACUCUUUCAUCAUAAUGUGUGCUGCGCCGGUUAGAGUCUGGCAAACAAAGCAAUACCUUCGCCAGGUUUUGAACGAAAACAACAACAACAACGGAAAGGGUAAGUUUGGUUUGAGUAAUUGAUAUGAAACUCAUAGGCUAUGCUGAGUACUGUAUGGUCAGAAAAUUCGUCGGCGAUCUUCUCAGUUUCGACGGCCUUCUGUUGCUCCGGUUUGUUCAGACCCAUGCGGGCUUCCUGGUUGCGUCCGAAUUGGCCUCCGAACUUUUUACGUUAUACCAUGAAGAAGACCGUCUGCCCACCCUGAAAGUUCACAGGAACACGGGUACGUUUUUUGUUAUAUCAUCUGAAAUGUGGUGCCUAUAGAAUAAAUUUUGGUUUUGUAGGUGGAUAUUCCAACGAAUUGGCCCUUUCUCCCAGUUUGCUCAAGGAAGAUGCCAAGAAUUUUUACGAAAAGGCCCCUAUUGACGCUCCGUCGAUCACUGACUCUUUGGGAUCCCGAUUUGAAUGGUAAGGGUACAUCCAAAUUACACUAUUUGUAGCGAACAAACCUACCCUGCCAGCUCAAAAUGCUAA